Molecule: messenger RNA, 9346 nt
Organism: Equus quagga
Lineage: Eukaryota; Metazoa; Chordata; Mammalia; Perissodactyla; Equidae
Gene: GRIK3
Product: glutamate ionotropic receptor kainate type subunit 3
Exons: 16
Coding region: 349-3108 (919 amino acids)
Biological process (GO): synaptic transmission, glutamatergic; monoatomic ion transport; modulation of chemical synaptic transmission
Cellular component (GO): plasma membrane; postsynaptic membrane; presynaptic membrane
Molecular function (GO): kainate selective glutamate receptor activity; transmitter-gated monoatomic ion channel activity involved in regulation of postsynaptic membrane potential
Source: RefSeq, a predicted model, not a curated record
CGCGUGCAGCCCGCCCGCCAGCGCCCCGCAGCCGGGGCAGGUGGGAGCCCGCGCGGGAGUCUAGCCGACGCGAGCCGGAGCCGAGUCCGAGCGGAGCCCGGGCGGAGCCCAGGAGCCUCGCUCGCGGGCGGGCCGUGGGCGGCAGCCGGGCGGGGCGGGCGCCGGCGGGGCGGCCCCCCAGUAAGAUGUGCGCGGCGCCGCGGGGCGCCCCCCACUCGCAGCGGCGCUCGGGAGCCGGGCAGCUGGGCCAGGCGGCGCCUUGGGGGCUGCUGCGCGCCCGCGCCUAGAGCUGCCGCCCCAGGGAGCCCGCCACGGCCGCGCCCCGGGCACGCUCGGCGGCGCCCAACGAUGACCGCUCCCUGGCGGCGCCUCCGGAGUCUGGUUUGGGAAUACUGGGCCGGGCUCCUCGUGUGCACCUUCUGGAUCCCGGACUCACGCGGGAUGCCCCACGUCAUCCGGAUCGGAGGAAUCUUUGAGUAUGCAGACGGCCCCAAUGCCCAGGUCAUGAACGCCGAGGAGCAUGCCUUUCGAUUUUCUGCCAACAUCAUCAACAGGAACAGGACUUUGCUGCCCAACACAACCUUGACCUACGACAUCCAGAGGAUUCACUUCCAUGACAGCUUCGAGGCCACCAAGAAGGCCUGUGACCAGCUGGCGCUGGGUGUGGUGGCGAUCUUCGGGCCAUCACAGGGCUCCUGCACCAAUGCCGUCCAGUCCAUCUGCAAUGCCCUGGAGGUGCCCCACAUCCAGCUGCGCUGGAAGCACCACCCGCUGGACAACAAGGACACCUUCUACGUGAACCUCUAUCCCGACUAUGCCUCUCUCAGCCAUGCCAUCCUCGACCUGGUCCAGUACCUCAAGUGGCGGUCGGCCACCGUGGUCUAUGACGACAGCACAGGGCUCAUCCGACUGCAGGAGCUCAUCAUGGCCCCCUCGAGAUACAACAUCCGCCUGAAGAUCCGCCAGCUCCCCCUCGACUCUGACGACUCUCGCCCCUUGCUCAAGGAGAUGAAGCGAGGCAGGGAAUUCCGCAUCAUCUUCGAUUGCAGCCACACCAUGGCUGCCCAGAUCCUCAAGCAGGCCAUGGCCAUGGGCAUGAUGACCGAGUACUACCACUUCAUCUUCACCACCCUGGAUCUUUACGCAUUAGACCUGGAGCCCUACCGCUACUCAGGGGUGAACCUGACAGGGUUCCGGAUCCUCAACGUGGACAGCCCCCACGUCUCGGCCAUCGUGGAGAAGUGGUCCAUGGAGCGGCUGCAGGCGGCUCCCCGUGCAGAGUCUGGCCUGUUGGACGGAGUGAUGAUGACCGAUGCGGCCCUGCUGUACGACGCCGUCCACAUCGUGUCCGUGUGCUACCAGCGGGCGCCCCAGAUGACCGUGAACUCCCUGCAGUGCCACCGCCACAAGGCCUGGCGCUUCGGCGGCCGCUUCAUGAACUUCAUCAAGGAGGCUCAAUGGGAAGGAUUAACUGGACGGAUUGUUUUCAACAAAACCAGUGGCUUACGGACCGAUUUCGAUCUGGACAUCAUCAGCCUGAAGGAGGAUGGCCUGGAGAAGGUUGGAGUGUGGAGUCCCUCUGAGGGACUCAACAUCACGGAAGUCGCCAAAGGCCGGGGCCCUAACGUCACCGACUCUCUGACGAACAGGUCGCUCAUCGUCACCACAGUGCUGGAGGAGCCAUUCAUCAUGUUCCGGAAGUCCGACAGGACUCUGUUCGGGAAUGAUCGGUUUGAGGGCUAUUGCAUCGACCUGCUCAAGGAGCUGGCCCACAUCCUGGGCUUCUCCUAUGAGAUCCGGCUGGUGGAGGACGGCAAGUACGGGGCGCAGGAUGACAAGGGCCAGUGGAACGGGAUGAUCAAGGAGCUCAUCGACCACAAGGCAGAUCUGGCCGUGGCCCCCCUGACCAUCACCCACGUCCGGGAGAAGGCCAUCGACUUCUCCAAGCCCUUCAUGACGCUCGGUGUGAGCAUCCUCUACCGCAAGCCCAAUGGCACCAACCCCAGUGUCUUCUCCUUCCUCAACCCCCUGUCCCCUGACAUCUGGAUGUACGUGCUCCUCGCCUACCUGGGUGUCAGCUGUGUCCUCUUUGUCAUCGCCAGGUUCAGCCCUUAUGAGUGGUACGAUGCUCACCCCUGCAACCCUGGCUCUGAGGUGGUAGAAAACAACUUCACUCUGCUGAACAGCUUCUGGUUCGGAAUGGGGUCUCUGAUGCAGCAAGGGUCUGAGCUGAUGCCCAAAGCUCUGUCCACACGCAUCAUUGGUGGCAUCUGGUGGUUCUUCACACUCAUCAUCAUCUCCUCCUACACGGCCAACCUGGCCGCCUUUCUGACCGUGGAACGCAUGGAAUCGCCCAUCGACUCUGCCGAUGACCUGGCCAAGCAAACCAAAAUCGAGUACGGGGCUGUCAAGGACGGGGCCACCAUGACCUUCUUCAAGAAAUCCAAGAUCUCCACCUUCGAGAAGAUGUGGGCCUUCAUGAGCAGCAAGCCCUCGGCGCUGGUGAAGAACAACGAGGAAGGCAUCCAGCGGACGCUGACGGCGGACUACGCGCUGCUCAUGGAGUCCACCACCAUCGAGUACGUCACCCAGAGGAACUGCAACCUCACCCAGAUCGGCGGCCUCAUCGACUCCAAGGGCUACGGCAUUGGCACGCCCAUGGGCUCCCCGUACCGGGACAAGAUCACCAUCGCUAUCCUGCAGCUGCAGGAGGAGGACAAGCUGCACAUCAUGAAGGAGAAGUGGUGGCGGGGCAGCGGCUGUCCCGAGGAGGAGAACAAAGAAGCCAGCGCCCUGGGGAUCCAGAAGAUCGGGGGCAUCUUCAUCGUCCUGGCCGCUGGGCUGGUCCUGUCUGUGCUGGUGGCCGUGGGCGAGUUUGUGUACAAGCUGCGGAAGACAGCAGAGCGGGAGCAGCGCUCCUUCUGCAGCACUGUUGCGGACGAGAUCCGUUUCUCCCUCACCUGCCAGCGUCGGGUCAAGCACAAGCCGCAGCCUCCCGUGAUGGUCAAGACUGACGCCGUCAUCAACAUGCACACGUUCAAUGAUCGCCGGCUUCCGGGCAAGGACAGCAUGGCCUGCAGCACAUCGUUGGCGCCCGUCUUCCCCUAGGCGCAGGUGGGCUGGGGACCGCAAGCCUGAGGGUGGGGCAGAGACUGGAAGGAACGUCCCCUGUCCCCACGCUGGGCUUAGGGACCGGAGCUGCUGCCUGCCCCUUGGGUCAGGAGCCCUCUGCCCUCACCUCCCAGGAAACCAGCAGGCCCCCCGGCCGACCACUUGGGCUUCCCUCUCCUCUCGUUUCUUCUAUGGGUUUCUAAGCUGCCAGCCAAGACAGCCAAGGCCAAAGGAAGCACACGCCUCUCUCAGGCCAAACUCACCUGCCCCUCAUCUCUCCUCUACAGUCAGAAAUUUCCACCACGGCCCUGCAGAGGCCAAAGAAAUGAGAAACAGCUCUUAUAGUGCCACUCCCUCCCCGUGAGCCCAGGCCUCCUGGGGCUUGACUGUGAGACCAGAGACACAAACGCUGGGCUCCAUAAGGAUGUAUAGUUAGGCUGCCAAUGGGAGCUGAAGAUGGGGAGUGGCCACCCCCCGUGCCUGGGCAGAAGGAAAACUUCAUCCCCCGGGGGCUGCCCACCUGGUCCUGGUCUCCUGGACUUGGCACCACCCAUGGCAGCCCCUAUUUUGGCCAAGUUGAAAGCAGAGAGCCCCACAGGGGAGAAGAAGAGUUUGGGAUCUAGGAGAGAGAACGCACAGAGACCGCCAUUUUGAAUUCUUAGGGACAGUGUCUUAGUGGCUCCCAGUCCUCGGGAGGUCUGUAGGAGUAGAAAGUCGGGGAGUGGUCAGAGCAAAUUCUUCUCCACUUUCUGGCCAGAGGAGAGAGGACCCCCUGAAUCUCUCCAAAGGAUACCCAGAGACUCAGCUGAUUUGAAGCCCAGAGGAACAGUGGAUUCCAUGGAAAUCCCGCAGGCCUUCGAGCCGUUGGAUCUUACUUUGCUGGUCCCCAAGCUGUUUUCUAAACCCUAGUGGUAUUAGGGAGCUUGGGCUCUCUGCCGUCUACUCAUCAACAACUCUCCAUUCUUGGCCAGUUGACCUUGACCUGCUUCUGUCGUCUUGGACUGGGAAGAGUGGCUUUUAGAUGCAAGUGGAAGUUAUCCCCCUCCUCCAACGAGGGGCCGUGUCCUACUGCACAGGCCAACUCUGGGGUAGAUGGUGAAAGCCAGACGGGCCCUAAAGAACUCCUAGCCUCUGCACUUGCCAAACCUAAAGAUGCUCCCCAGAAAAGGAAAGUUUUCAGAGGCAAGGUAUCCUAGCUGGUAAAGGCCCCAAGGGUGGGCGGGGAGAAGCUGUCUCCUGGAGAAUUAACCAAAGACCCCACAUAGAGACACAAGGCCAUUAUGGCCCCCGGUCUCUUGUCAAGAGCAGCUGGGACCUUGUGGGGCUUCGGGGUGCAGCAGAGUAGAAGCAGACGGGGCACUGGUGAGGGGUGGACCCGAUGAUCUGGGGGUUCCAGCCAGCUGUGAUGGAUGCUGUAGAAGUCUGUGACUUUAAGAUUCUGGGAAAACAUGAGACAGGAAGGGUUAGGAACAAAGUGUCCUUAAAGAGAAGGCAAUGUGGCCAGCAGGGCUUCCCAUGGCCAAGGGCAGAGGGCAGUCUUUGAGCAGGGGAGGUAGGCUGGAGAUUCUGGACAGGGACCCGGGAGACACCAGCUACCCCUCUCCCACUUCUCUCCUGUCUCUGCUUGGGGAGCCUGGGUGGGGAAGAGCUGCAUUUACAUCUCAACGACCUUCUCAGCUGGGGUGGAGGGUCAUCUUUAGCUCCCCCAGGGACUCCCCAAGCAGGAGAGCACAGUGGGCUCACGUGAGAAACACCACUCCUCCUCCGGGCUGUGAGCUGCAGGACCAAACCAGCUGGUCCCCAGAAUCACGGUAGCUCAGGCAGGCUGUGCGCUGGCGGAGGGAGAAGAGGGCAGGACGGGCUGCAGAGCCAACGCGUGUCGUGAUAGGAAAAGCCAUGCUGUUGUGAGCCUCUGUGUGUGUGUGUGUGUGUGUGUGUGUGUGUGUGUAUCUUCAUAUGCGUGAGCUUUGGGAGCUAGGAGUGAGGGACAAAUUGGGACAUGUAACACAGUCCAGGGCAUGCCAUAAUUGAGGAAUCCUUUGGGUUCUGAUGUGUGUGUGUGUGCACGCACGUGUGUGAAUUGGGGAUGUGUGAGGGAGACGAGCAGCAGGGCCCCAUCCAUGUAAAAACAGGAGAAGCCAUGUCAUAAUGGGGUUCUGGUGAGUAUACUGUGUAUACACGCAUGCACCAGUGUGUAUGCAUGUGUGUGUGUGUGUGUGUGUGCAUUUGUGCACUGGAUGACAGAGGGUAGAGGACAGGACGAAGUCUGCAGCAUUGCCAAAUACGUGUAAAGGGAGAAGCCAUGUCAUCAAGAGGUCCACGUGGGAGCGUACAUGUGUGUGGGCUCGUGCGUGCAGCGGAGAGCAGGAGGGAGGCCAGAACCAGACAGACGUGCAGCGCAGGUCAGUGCGUGUCGUGGGGGAGAAGCCAUGAGGAACUGGUGUGGGUGAGUACGUGUGUGAGUAUGCUCACGUAUGUGUGCUCAAAUGCACACGUACGCCCGGCUCACAGCAGGAGCAGAGAGGGACAAUCAGGAGGCAGGGGUCCAGGGUCUGUCUGCCCUUCUGUUGUGGGGAGAGGUCAUUUGUCACAAAGCUUUGCCGAGAUUGUACAGGCACCGGCACGGGGAGACUGGCCAAUUGGGGGCGAAACUCUUCAGGGACUCAUGGCUGGUGAAUCUUUGCUCUAGGCACAGUGUCCUGUUUGAAGGGAAAAUGACAUUUUUUUGCAAUUCCCAGAGAACCGAUUCAAAUGAAGAUAUUUGCCAAUUUACUGUCACCAACCACAGACUUUAACCACUGUGUUUCUUGAUCCAAUGUAAUUUCAUAGCACAUGCCCACAUCCAUGCUCAUGUCAUACACACACACACGUGUGUGCGCUUUUGUGUAUGACGCUUUAUGAACGUGCCAUGUUCUUCUGAGGCUGUGCACAUACACAGACCAAGACGGGAGGAAGCAACAUGGGUAGGAAGAUUUCUCACUGAAGGAGUGAAGAAUGGCGGGUAUCAGAGGCACAGUUCCAUUAGGGAAAUCCUCCAAAAGCUACUGAAAUGAUUUCUAGACUCCUAGAUGCAAGUGGGGUGACACGUGGUCUGAUCUCCCCUCCUCUUCAAGCCUCGUGGCUGUCUGUGUAGCUGAUGUUCAACUUUUGGCUGAUGUCCUGCCUUUGUCUUCGAGACUAGCCUAGUGUUCGGAGUGCAGUGGAGACCACUUCUGCCCAAGUGUGAGCUGUGUCCCCCCCAGGGGACUGAGGUUGCCACUGCAUCUUGGAGGUGGGGGCUCCCAGCAAGGGGGAUCAUGUGGAAUUAGAGUUUAGGCCACCUGCCAGCAGGUAUGGACCUGAGUCGCAGCAGGUACACGUGGGCGUGGGUGCCCACACACACGGAGGCACUGAGGUCGGUGGCUGUGAGUGAUGGAAGCGUAAAAGCUGGUUUGGAUGGAGCAGAAGAGGGGACUUGCCUAAGCAGGUGCUGGACUGUCCCUCUCUGGCUCCCCAUGCCAGCCCGGAACAGAAGAGUGCCCCCGCUUUCUACCCCCAUCUCCCACCCCAAAAUGCCAGUGCUUCUGCUCAACCUCAAACUGGCCAAAUUGAGGGGCAGCAGUGAACACACACGCACACACGCACACACGCACAUGCCGCCAAGGCCCUGGGGCUUUUGGACAAUGAGCCCUCCUUAUCUCGCUCCCCUUGACCUCUUACUGGUCUCUCUGCUGUGGACAGAUAAGAAAAUCCCAUGAGCUUUGCCACCGUUCAAGUGGCCCCACUCUGCAAGUGGCUCUCAAGAGGGAUAAUGCCCUCUUGGCCGAUGAGCUGAGUCUGAAUCUCUAAGGGGUGGGAGCCCCCCCACCCCCAGCCAUGACUCUGCCUCACCUAGAAGAGCAGACUGGCUCCCUCUCUGAUCUCCUGGGCCCUGGCAGAUGGAAAUUCUGGCCCAGGAUCGGGGACGGGUCUGGCAGUGUUGGAUGAAGUCUCCAAAUGGUUAGAAGCCACACCUUCUCCUUCAGGUGGAGGAGAGUGGAAGUCAGACCCAGGCACACUCACCAGGAACAGUCAGAAGCUCCCUCCCUGCCUUCUCUUCUAGAAGCUGGAGGGGGGCACUGGGGGUGGGGGUGGAGGGGUUGCAGCUGCUGCUUCAUCACUUAACAGGAAGCUGAUCCCUCCCCAAGCCAUUCCCAGCUAUAUGCACAAAGAUCUGGAAAUAGGCCCAGCUCUGGCCCAUGUCUGCAAUGGUCCUGUGUGGAUAGCCAUCUGGGAAGGGCCUGGCAAUCUGGACAAAUCAGCUGCAUGGACUUAACAUCUGGGAUGGGCCUGGCCCCAUGGACAGAUGCAAGAAAUGAACCCAACUCUGCAGACAGGUCUGUGGAAUAGAUACGUCUGGAACAGUCUCCCAGGCCGGUGGACACAUCUGGAAUGGGCCCAGCCGCCCGCCACAGUAGAAGGGCCCGGCUCUCUGUCCCCAUGCCAGUUUGAAUCCAGCCCUCAUUUCAGUCCUGGAUUGGCCCUGGAGUUAAAAUUUCAGAGCUGAGGCCAUAUGUGAAGUCACAAAACUGUUUUGGGUAGAAGGUUAAUGUUCUGUACCAUAUAUAGAUGAAUGUAAAAAGAUAUAUAUAUAUAUGCUGUAUAUAUAUAUAUAUAUAUGCACAGUGUAUAUAUGAUCUGUAGCCCAUGUGCAUAUGCGCCCCUCCCCGCACGUCUGCGCACAGAGUGUACAUAACCCAGCCAGCAUGGGUGGGGACCAGGUGAGAGAUGGGGGCUGCAGCAGCAAAGUCUGGGAUGGAGACCACCUGGAGCAGGGGCUGCAGAGAACCCCUGGGGAAGGGGCAGGCCCUGCACACAUCGGAGCUGCAGACCCUGAGGACGAGGGCAGAACCACAGCAGCUGGCAGAUGGGCCUUGCACAGCCACUGCCUCCCGGGGAGGGGCGGGAACAGCGGGGGGCCUUGUCUGCGUCUGAGAGUGUCUGAGGCAGGCGAGCUGGGCCUGUGUCUGGGGAGCAGUGUCAUAGCAGUGCUUGGCUCCUGAGAUGUGUUCUAAUACUGUCUGCAGGGUCAGCAGGUAGGUGUCAGGCUCCGCCGGGAAUACCCUAAAAGGCUGCAGUGUUCUAAGUGACAGAGGACUCUGGCUCACACAGAGGCACAGCCCAUGGCUAAGGAAAACACUUUUUUCAAGAGAAUGGCCCCCAGGGCAUUGCCAGCAUGCCACUGCAAUGUCCCAAUGCCCUAGGUAUUGACCCCGCCCCCAUCCCCUGCCUUCUAGAACAGAAGACCUCACAUCACCCCACAGUGUGUCUCUAUUUUACAGAUCAAAACUCUGAGGCUUCCAGAAGCUGAGAGGCAGCUAUAGACUCAGUAAUGCCAGCCAAGAGUUUGUGCCACUUCAGACAGCCUCCCCAGCCCCAUCUGACCCAGAGGCCAGCUGCCAGGGAGUGACGAGGAGCCAGAGAUGCACGCAGAGCAGUGACGCGGGGUGAGAGAUGAGAAGCCAACAAGGCAUUCCUGUCUUAGCACGCCCCGUGCCGUCUGCCUGCUUUCCCCUCCUGCUGUAUCUCCCUCUGCAGGGCGGGUGGCAGAGACCCCCGCAGGACCCUCCAUGCCCCCACCACCCCAAUCCUUCUGUCCUUCACAGUUCCAAUCCUUUAGUGGUCCUACCCGUGUCACGGGUCAGAGCAUCUCUGGCGCAUGCAAGAGAGAAAAGAUCUGGGGUGGGCUUCUGGGUGCUCAGCAGCCUGCCCUCUGUUUCAGUCCCAUGUGUCAGGCUGGUCUGUACUUAACUCUGGGUCUGCCUCUGGGGCCCCAGGCAGAGCACAUCUGAGCCCAGCCCUCUGAGGAGGGGCCUGUCCUGGCUCCAGAACAGGGAUCAGAGGCUCCAGGGGCCCUCAUGCCACUGUGCUCCAAACCCCCAGCCCAUCUCUGCCUGGGCUGACUUCCUGGCUGGGCCUCCUGGGGUGAGGACUCGGGUUCCCAGCCCCUGGGCUGAGCCCCCAGACAGCACCAUGCGAGAGCCCCGGCCUGUCCCUCCACCCAGACCGGAGUGCCUGGCCGCCCCCCACUCCCACUCAACAUGGUUCCCACACGCUGGUCUCUGGGCCAUUCAGGGGAUGCCCUUUGUGGACAUGCAGAAUUUCUAUGAAUAUAGUUUUUUGUAAGCAUUUUGUAACAAUUUGGGUUUCAUAGUAACUGUGUUACUUGCCAAUCAUUCUAGGCUGAUGUAAAUAAAUUUCCAAGCAAAUCCGAUUA